Messenger RNA from Mycena citricolor, 2590 nucleotides. Lineage: Eukaryota; Fungi; Basidiomycota; Agaricomycetes; Agaricales; Mycenaceae. The record is from the annotation of a GenBank genome assembly.
GCUCAACUUCCACCAUGUCCCUCGCUGUCGCCCAGAUCGACCAUGACUACGAGAAGGAGAAAGAAAUUAUCCACAGGUUCCUCGAAAAAUGCGAAGGCCCUCUCGAGGAGGACAUCACCAGUGGCUUGGCCGCUGUCCAUAUCGACGCGGACAAUGACGCGACGGAUGGCGGGGUCGUACCUCAGAAAUAUCUCAGGCAGCUGAUCCGCAUCGCCAACCGAGAGCAGCAGAUGCUCGUUAUCGACCUCGAGGACCUCAGAGCCAGUACCGACCCUGAGGUCAACGAUCUGGUGGACGCAAUACUCGAAAAUGCUCAUCGUUACGUGGUGCUCUUCUCUGAGGCCGUGGACGCGAUUUUGAAGGAGCGGGGGCCGACGAAGGACAUCAGCGACAAAGACGAGGUCAUUGACGUUAUCAUGCACCAGAGGCGGGAGCGUAACCAACAGAUGGACGAGGAAGGGUUUCCGGACGCCGUGCUGCGACGAUACAACCUAUACUUCAAACCUCUCGAAAGCGACGUCGCACUGGCUGUUCGCGAAGUUCGUAGCACACACAUUGGCAACCUCAUCACCGUCCGAGGCAUCGUGACGCGAGUGUCCGAAGUGAAGCCGCUGAUUCAAGUCCAAGCAUACACAUGCGACGUUUGUGGCUCAGAAACCUUCAAGGAAGUUUCUACCAAGUCGUUCAUGCCACUCUACGAUUGUCCCAACCCGGACCAAUGUUUAAAAAACGGCAUCACCGGCACCCUUCACCUCCAAACGCGAGCGUGCAGGUUCAGUCCUUUCCAAGAGCUUAAGAUUCAAGAAAUGGCUGAUCAAGUUCCCGUUGGACACAUUCCUCGUUCGAUGACCGUUCACGUUCACGGAAACCUAACACGCAUGAUGAAUCCUGGCGACGAAGUGCACAUCGGCGGCAUUUUCCUUCCCAUCCCUUACACCGGCUUCCAGGCCAUCCGUGCUGGCCUGUUAACGGACACAUAUCUAGAAGCGCACCACAUCCACCAACAGAAGAAGCAAUAUAAUGAGAUGCAGACGACGCCCGAGAUCCGCGAGCAGAUCGAAGCGCUGCGCACAGAUCCCGGAUUGUACAACAAACUCGCCCAAAGUAUUGCACCCGAAAUCUAUGGACACAACGACGUCAAGAAGGCGCUGCUCUUGUUGCUCGUGGGUGGCGUAACCAAAGUGACUGCGGACGGGAUGAAGAUUCGCGGGGACAUUAACGUGUGCCUCAUGGGCGAUCCCGGAGUUGCCAAGUCUCAGUUGCUCAAAUACAUCUCGAAGAUUGCUCCGCGCGGGGUGUAUACGACCGGAAAGGGUUCCUCCGGUGUCGGCCUCACUGCUGCGGUUAUGAGAGAUCCUGUGACGGAUGAGAUGGUUCUCGAGGGCGGUGCCCUUGUUCUGGCCGACAACGGAAUUUGCUGUAUCGACGAAUUUGACAAGAUGGAGGAAUCCGACCGGACGGCUAUCCACGAGGUGAUGGAGCAACAGACGAUCUCUAUCUCCAAAGCAGGCAUUUCCACCACUCUGAAUGCCCGAACGUCGAUUCUCGCCGCCGCUAAUCCGCUUUACGGACGGUACAACCCGAAAGUAUCGCCAGUGGAGAAUAUCAACCUUCCGGCGGCGCUACUGUCCCGGUUCGAUCUUAUGUUCCUGAUCUUAGACAAGCCUUCUCGAGACGACGACGAACGACUGGCGCAGCACGUCACUUAUGUGCAUAUGCACAACAAACACCCGGAUCUGGAGAAUGAUGUGAUUGAACCCACCUUGAUGAGGCACUACAUCGCCGGCGCAAGAGAAAAGCGGCCCAUCGUGCCUCCUGAAGUUUCGAGUUACGUGGUUGACUCGUACGUUCGACUACGAAAGAUGGGCAAAAUCGACGACGAGCAAAACCGGUCGCAUUCUUAUACGUCCGCCCGGACGCUUCUUGGGAUUCUACGACUGGCGCAGGCCCUGGCACGGCUCCGAUGGACGGACAGAGUGGAGCACGCCGAUGUGGACGAGGCUUUGCGGCUGAUGGAAUGCAGCAAACACAGUCUGAACGACGAGGACGAGGUCGAGCAGGGCCCGGACAAGUCUGUGGUCAGUCAGAUCUACCGGCUCAUCAAGCAGAUGGCGGGUGCUGGUGCCCCAGCCCGCAAGAAGAAGCGGCAAGGUAGGACACGAAGAAUGGGCCGCGGGCCGAAUCGUGAGCGGGAUGUCGAUGGCAUGGAGACGGACUCGGAUGACUCGGACGAUGAGUUUGCGGGCGAUGCCGAGGAGGUUUCGCUGGUCGACGUUCGAGCGCGUGUGACAACCGCUGGAUUCACUGAGGCACAGCUGAAUGAAACCAUCCUGAAGUACGAGGAUCUGGGUGUUUUGAUGAGAGUGGCCAAUGGAUCUAAAAUUCGCUUUGUUACUGCUGACUAGAUUGUUUCCUUUGUCUGUAUUCUAUUGUAUCUUGUGUUCUAAUUCUAAAACUCAACCUGGAAAUGCCUGGGCAACAACUGCGACAUGAACCACGCGCGUGCAGCAUUGCAAUAAGGUGCUGAAUCAAAAUCACUUGCUCGACUGGCUCGCCUAUGUAAAGCCUAGUGGUUGAUACAACAAUGAGA